This is a messenger RNA of Podarcis lilfordi (Lilford's wall lizard), 44232 nucleotides long. NCBI's taxonomy places the organism in Eukaryota, Metazoa, Chordata, Lepidosauria, Squamata, Lacertidae. The record is from the annotation of a GenBank genome assembly.
AUGGGGCGUUCGGGCAAGUUGCGCUCCGGCUCUGCCAGUAAACUCAAGCGCUGGCGCAAGGGGCAUAGCAGCGACAGUAACCCGGAGGGGAGACGCUACCGCCUGGCUGCCCGGGGUCGCUUGCUCGCUCCCCGAUCCGGUAUGUGCGGCCAGGAUAAGUGGGGGAAUAGGAAGCACUUAUAGAAGGAGGGGGGAUCGGAAUAGAAGGGCUUCAGAGAGAGAGAAAUCUGCUACGAGGGCCUAUAGCAUCAUGGGGUUGAAGAAAAGCAUUUUUCACCCGGAGAAAUGUACUUUGUUUAGUUAUCCUACGUUAUUGAACGUUAAAACCGUGGAACUUUCCGAGCUGAAUGAAUUCCUGUACCCACCCUGUGUGAUAUAGCUGGUGUCAGCAUCUUAUGUGCCCCAUAACACAAUACAAAAGACAAGAAGUGUAUAUUUUCUCCUAUUAAGUGUGACAUUUCAUUUUCCGCAGCCACCCUUGUUGCUAUGGGUGAAGUACCGCUGUCUGUAGUGCUUGUUCAUUGAUGGUUAAGUUGGAAUAAUAGUUGUGGAAGGAUACUUGUGCAAACUUUGAUACCAAGCCAGUGAGUAGCUAUCUAAAGCCGUGGCCAGCCUGUUGUGGAUUAAUCUCCUUUCUGGAUUGCCUGGAAACAACUUGGCUUGUCAUUUGCGACUCUCUUGGUAGGCCUUAUAUGGACAGAAACCUCAUAGCAAUCUGUUAUGAAGUGUGUUCCCUUCCCAGUGUUGAUUGAAGGUUUGUCUUUCCCUUACAGAAAACAGUAACCUGACUGUGGAUGCUCUGAAACUGCACAAUGAACUACAGUCAUCAGGACCCCUGCCUGCCUCACGGGAUGGGGAAGGGAGUCAGCUGUGCAUGGAGGAGGAUGACAAUGCCGAAACUGCUAAGACCCACAAAUCUUCAGCCACCUUCCUGAGUGGACUGAGUGACUGCACCAGCCUCACCUUCAAUAAAGUGCAGCGUUUCUGGGAGUCCAACUCUGCGGCUCACAAGGAGGUAAUUGAAUGCCAACUCCUAGGAAGUCACAAGGGCAGUGAAAGGGAGGGGCAAAGAAUAUUGGGGGAAAGCACGCAGAGGAAAAAGUCAGUUUUUGACUGUAAGAGGAGAUGGAGUGGAAGAGAGGCCAGCAGAGAAGAAAGUGGGUAAACAAUACAUUAGAAGGAAUGCAGAAAAGUGGAUACCAAGCAACCAAAGUGAUAGACUAAAAGAAGUUACAGCAGUCAACUGACAGUGUGUCACACAAGCAGCAGUUAUGUUGUUAGCUCAUUGUUAACUGCCCUAAAGCUACAAUAUUAAUAAGUAAUACAGUGGUACCUCGGGUUACAGACGCUUCAGGUUACAGACUCCGCUAACCCAGAAAUAGUACCUCAGGUUAAGAACUUUGCUUCAGGAUGAGAACAGAAAUUGUGCAGCGGUGGAAGGCCCAAUUAUCUAAAGUGGUACCUCAGGUUAAGAACGGCCCUCCGGAACGAAUUAAGUUCUUAACCUGAGGUACCACUGUAAUCAUAUUCAUAAGAGUUGCCAGUCUGCCUCUCUCCGUUCGUAACUGAGAACUGUGUGCACUAUAUUUGUUAUUCCGGAUUGAACAGUUUGUAGUUGAUGGCUGUCUGGUAAUAAUGUAAGAGAUGGACCCUCAGAGGCACAUUAUGAAUGCACUGGCUUCCUGCUACGUAUUGGGGGCACUUCAUUGUUCUGAGGGAAAUGGAGAAAGAAUUGCUAUGCCAUUUUGGAAAUUUAAAGCAGAACUUGAAUUCAUACUUAGAUUGCAAGAAUUAGAAAAGUGGGCAUUGUGCCUCCAUCUCCAGAUUGAAGGAGCAAGUGAAAUGAAUGUCAAUCUACCACUCAUCUCCCUGGACCUGUAGUUCAGACACAACCUUCCUACUCUCAUGUCAGCUCAAGAGCCCAGCACAGUGGUUAUAGAUAGCUGAUCUGCUCUUCCAGCUAUUUGCUUAUCUAUGUCAAAAUCAUGCUGACCAGUAAUCAGUGGUGAAGUUUUAAGUCUCUCCGGGAAGCAUUCAUAGGGAUGGACAACAAUACUUGUAGGUGUUGGGGUGGCAUGUUGUGAGGGAAUGUUAAAUUAAUUUGGGCUUUAAUCUGAACUCUCGCACUUGUAUUCUUUGAUAGAUAUGUGCGGUAUUGGCUGCUGUCACCGAGGUGAUCCGAGCACAGGGUGGCGUAGAGAGUGAGACAGAGUAUUUUGGUGCAUUGGUAAGUACCAGUACUGUGAAAUGAGGCAGGCAGGAGCUACCUGGAAGUUUCAGGUCACUAAUAUGUACAGUUGAGUGUGGUUACUAUGUGUGGUUAAUAUGUACAGUUAAUAUGUACAGAGUGUGGUUAAUAUGUACAGUUGAGUGUGGUUACUGCUGUGAUCGCAGUACCCAUCAAUAAUCCCAAUAAACAAACAGACUUGACCGUCAUAGGGCAAAUAGCAGACAGGAAGUAAUGGGAAGACCUUGUAGCAUUUGCAUGAACAGCUUAUCUUGCUUCCCUUCAUGCUUAUUACUUAUUUAUUUUAUUACUAUGUUUACAUCUUGCCCUUCAAGGAAAAUUUUCAGGGAAGCUUAAAUAAAAUUCAGUAAGCACAACCAACACCAAUCCCACUGGAUGAAACAAUUCCAAACACCAGUCGGAGUGGUGGUGGUGGUGGUGAGAUAAGGCUCCACUUGAUAUGCACUCAGCCUAGGGAACAGGGAAAUAUACCACUAAGAAAAUUGCAAAAUGGUGCAUCCAUGGUAGCAACUGCAGAGGGAGCCAAUGAACUCAUGAUAACAAUUGAGCCCCACAGCACAGCCCUCAUCUAUAUUUCUGACACUCAUAUACUGGUGGUGGCAUGCUAUGAUUGGGUGCUCCCUGCAGCAUAUCCUGCAUUUUAUCAUAACAAUAUGGGAGGUGGGGGAAGAUUGUCACAUGAGCCAGCAUAUGGCCAGGUUGUUGUUGCCAUUAUUAUUAUUUAAAUUUGGAUACUGCCCUUCAUCUGAAGAUCUCAGGGUGGUUUCAUAGCGUAAAAAUACAGAAUAAAACCACAAAGUACAUACCGUAGUUUUCGCUCCAUAACACACAUUUUUUUCCUCCUAGAAAGUAAGGGGAAAUGUCUGUGUGUGUUACGGAGCGAUUGCUUCCCUCCUCCGUGGCUCGCUUUGAAACAGCAAAGCGGGAGAAGAGCCACUGAAUGGGGAGGAGAGAGGGACAGAGAGCCUACUUCUUUAAAGGAGCAAAGCAGGAGAGGAGAGGAGCUGCUUACACGAGUGUAAGCGGCUCCUGUCCGGUUGGCUCCUUUAAAGCAAGCAGGCUCUCUGUAUCUCUCUCCUCCCCACUCAGUGGCUCUUCUCCCGCUUUGCUGGAAAUAGCAGGAAAGAUUUUCAGCUCGCUGGGGGGCGGGGGGGAGGAGGAGAGAAGCAGAAACUGCUUGCUUUAAAGGAGCAAAGCGGGAGAGGAGAGGAGCCUUCUCCCCUUAUACCCCUCUUCUGCAUUAUUAGCAGCAUCCUUCUCCACACACUCAACACGUGCUCCUUGUCCUUGGAGUGGUUUUCCUUCCCUCCCCAUUUAAAACGUUUUUACAAAGCACAGAUCCACAUGGAUCAUCAGGAUUUAUGCACUGGGUCACCGCAAAUUCACCAUCAGAUCACAUAGCAUGUCCAUGGCUACAGUUUGCACCAAAAAAAUCACGCACCCACUGUUGCCUGGGGCCGCAGUGGUGCAAAAACGUGGUUACAAACAUGGAUCCACAUGGAUCCUCAGGAUUUUUGCAUUGGGCUACCCCAAACUCACCGUCAGAUCACAUGUCUGUGGCCACAGCAUGAACCACAAAAAUCAGACAUCCACUGUUUCAUUUAGAAUAUUUUUUUCUUGUUUUCCUCUUCUAAAAACUACGUGCGUGUUAUGGUCGGAUGCGUGUUAUCGAGCGAAAAAUACGGUAAUAUAAACAUAAUAAGAGCAAAAACAAACCAAUAACCUAAAGGUGCUCCGUUAGACUUCAAGAUGCAAUCCCAGGGAGUCCAACAUCCUUUCUAAUUACUUCCUGCACCAUACUAUGUCUCCUCAGAUGACUACUCUGGAAGCUGUGGAAUCUCCAGAGUCCCUGGCUGCUGUUGCUUACCUGCUGAAUCUGGUGUUGAAGAGGUGAGUUCGAAGAACAUGAGAAAAGUACUUCUGGACCAAAGCAGUGGCCCACAUCAGGAUGCUUUAGAAAAGGAUUAGAAGAGUUGAGGAUGCAAGCAUAACCUUCAGUGCUAUCUUGACUAUUUCCUGGACAAAGGCUGAUCUGGAUGUAGCUAUUGAAUGCGUUGGGCCCUGUUGUGAAUCCAUUUACACUCUUGACCUCUUUUUUCUUGUAUUUUGGCAAUGAGUCCCCAAGAUAAAUUAUCCUUCCACUUUGUGUUGCUGUUGCUUUUUAAUUGAUUGACACAUUAAUAUGAUGUGUUACUGAAAUAAAAGUCCCCUAGCAAUUUUUUGUCCCUGACCUUUUAAACUGUCCUUCAUGAUAAAAAAACUUGAAUCUAUUAGACAUUCAUUUUCUGGUAUCUUUUCUGCAGCCCUCAUCACUCAAGCACUUCUGUGUACAUUUACCACUUCACGAUAUCUCUGUUUAGAUAAGAUGACCAGAAUUCCCCACCAUGACCCAAGUGUGGAUGUUGUUGCUCUUACAUUUGACAGUGGAUAACUGUACAAGUGAUGAAGUGCAAGAGCUGGUCUGGGCCUUUGGUGACUCUCUUGUCUUUUGAAAUAGAGUGGGUGAUUCAUGUACUGGGAGUUUAGAAGUAUAGGGUGCUACCAAACUAAGCCUAGCUGCAAGAUAGUAAAGUUCCUUGGAAGCAAAGGGUAGUGGAAUAUAGUCAUACCUUGGAUCUUGAAUGCCUUGGCUCCCGAACAAAUUGGCUCCUGAAUGACUGAAACCCGGAAGUGAGUGUUCUGGUUUUCAAACAUUCCGGGAUUCCGUGGCUUCCGAUUGGCUGCAGGAGCUUCCUGCAGCCAAUCAGAAGCCGCACUUUGGUUUCUGAACAUUUUGGAAGUUGAACAGACUUCUGUAAUGGAUUCCGUUCGACUUCCAAGGUAUGACUGUACUUGCUAUUGGUUUCGCCUAACAUUGAUGCCUCCUCCUAUCUCUUAACUCCCAAAUAGGGUACCAGGUCCUGUGCUGAUCAAGAAGUUCUCUGAUACAUCAAAGGCCUUUAUGGGGAUCUUAGGCUCCCAAGCCUGUGGAGACUCCACCUCGGCCCUGCGCUGGGUAAGUGUUUCAGGGGAGGACUAACUGUGGGGCAGGAGGGACAUCUGGAUAUUGGGUGUAGGCAGCUGUUGUGAUUAAUAGAAUCCUUUAUGUAGUGUGAUGUGCCCUUGUGAUUGUAUUGUGAAAUCCCUUUGUGAUGUUUCAUGGGAAAUAAUGCAGAAAUGAAAUAUAAAUAAAUUAAAAAUGCAUGUCCCGGAGUCAGGGGCCAUUCUGCAUAGCUUCUUGGUUUAUUGCUUUUCACCCCACCACCCCCACAAGCAAGGUGUGUGGAGCAGUGCUGGGUUGAAUGAAUCCUGUUGAUAGGCCCAAAGAUAAAGGGCGUAGGUAGUGGUGUCAGAUGCAUCAGAAAUUUAAAACUGAACCCCUGGCUUAAGGGCUUACUCGUGUAUAUGGAAGGAUGUUUCUUGGCAUAGUGAUAGCACUCUAUGUCCAUCCUUAAUCUGUCUCCUUUCAGGUACUCUCCUGCCUAGCUACAUUGCUGCGAAGACAGAACCUGGUAGCUUGGAAUUACCCUGUGACAAUGCAAGUUUUUCAUGGCAUUCUGAGCUUUACUGUCCAUGUCAAGCCCAAGGUGAGUUCACAUCACCUACCCUGCUCAGCACAAACCAGUCAGUUUCACUGCACUUGGCAGCAUGCACCCCAACGCUGCCACAGUAACUUUCACUUUUGUUUCAUCUGUUAACUGUAUGUCCCACCUUUCCACGUGGAAUGCCUAUGGGGGCUAACAAUAAAGUGUAAUAAGAGAUGCAGCCCAUUUCCAGUAUGUAACUGCUUGGAGUUGGGCAUGAAGUAAACAGCCCAGCUCACCACCCUCUCUCCCUCCCCUUUCCUCGGUUGCAGGUUCGCAAGGCUGCUCAGCAUGGUGUUUGCUCCAUCCUGAGAGGUAGCGAAUUCCUCUUUGGGGAUGGGGCUCCCUCGCAUCACCCAGCUGCAUCUUCUGCUGCCAAGUUCUGCGUGCAAGAGAUUGAGAAAGCUGGAGGUACUGGAGACGGGAGAUUCAUGAGUUGUGUUUUAUUCAUAUUUGCAAGCUGCUCUGGAACAAAUCUCCCUGAAGGGUGGGGUGUGAGUUUUAUAAUAAUAAACUCUGUUGGAGAAGGUAGCAGUGCUAGACCUCUUUGGUUUUCCAGGUGCCAAAGAGGCCACAACCACUCUUCAUGUACUCACUCUGCUGCGUGACUUGCUGCCCUGCCUGCCUGCCCCAUCUGUCAAAUCUUGCUGCGAGACCCUCCUUCGAGUUAUGACCCUUAGCCAUGUGGUGAGCUCUCUUCUGUUGGUUAACAGUGGCUUUGUGGUGCUGCCUCUGCUCAGGGGAUGCCACACCGCCCAGUGGGGAGAGCCAACGUGCUUCAGUAAGAAUGAAAGCAUGAAUAGUUUUUGUUUGUUACCAAUGGGGGCUUGGUAUGAAUUACCUAUGUACCUAAAGUCCCUCUUAAGGAUGGGAAAUAAUUGCCCUGUCACUUUAAGGGGGACACUCCAUUACCAUAUUUGGCACACUGGCUUUUGUGGGGGAGCCAAUGUAUCUGGUGCUUUUAAAAGAACUUAUUUUUACACAUCUUCUCUCCACCCCCCAGCUAGUGACAGCAUGUGCUAUGAAAGCUUUCCACAGCCUCUUCGUUGCGCAGCCGCCCCCAUCCUGCCUGCCAGCUGAACUCAAUGCCCAGAUCAUCAUGGUGAGUACUGUAAGAGUCAGGCUAGAUGAGUGGGAGGUGCAUAACCAGCCCUGGGGGCUCAAAUAUUUCGUUAUUCGUUUUGGUACAUAUAUAUCCUACUUUCCAAGGCAAAAACCCUUCUCAAAGCAGUUCACGAGCUAGUAUCAAUACAACUUUAAAACAAUGCAGAUUCAGUAAACAACCAAUAAUGCUAUCUAUUCUGCUUUACCAGGCCCUAUAUGACUAUUUACCCAGUGAAAAUGACCUGCAGCCUCUGCUGGCCUGGCUAUCUGUCAUGGAGCGGGCACAUGUCAAUCUGGCAAAGUAAGGAGGAGAGCAGUGGGGAAGAUGGAUGGGUGGUGGUGGGUCUACUCCCCAGCUGGUCCAUAACAAAAGGUCUCUCCGUUCUCUAGGCUGCAGUGGGAUCUGUGCUGGGCUCACCUUUCCCGCCUCUUCAGUGCGGCAAUGAACUGCUUCCUUUCUCCUCACACACAGGUGGCGGCGGCUGCUGCUCAAACCCUAAAGGUACUGUCCCAUCUUUUCUCCCAAGUGUACCAUGUAGGGCUGUCAAGAAUUGUGUGCUGCUGAAAUAAAGAUUUGUUUGGCAUUUCAGUGAAAGUAAGCGACCCCACUCUCCCCAAAAGUCCUCUUUGUGAAUAGACACCUACAGAGAACUUUUGCAUUGCCCGCUUCAGUUCAACCCCGUGAUGUAACAGGAUACUUGGACCUACAGCCAGCUUGCUGCAAGCACUGAUUGGCACUCACCGAAAGCCUGCUUUAAGGAGGCAUCAGCUGUGCUGGUGGGGAACUCCUUAGCACAGUCCAUCACUGCAGGCUUGCUGUAUAGCCAGUCAGCUGGCAGCACAAGUUUCUCUUGGCAAGGAAUAACUGGAGCACUUUCAUGCUCCUGAUUGUUUGGCAUCUAUGUCACCAUGUGGGUAAGAGGGCAUGGUUUGAGGAAAACUGCCUUGUGGGCCCAAUUGGGACACAUGCUGGACUUUGCCCACCCCUGCUGUAAGGAGAGUGGGCUAGUGCUAAAGGUAUGUGUGUGUGUUUGCCUCUUGUUGUAGGUCUUGCUCAAUGAAUGCGUGGCCCCCCACAUGGCAGAGCUGGGGCUGGUUUCCUCUGCCACCCCCUCUGGACCAGCUGCUCACAUCUGCAAGAUGUUCAGGUAGAAGAAGUGGCCCAGCGGGUUGAGGGAAAGAGGUCAAAAUCCUGGUUUUGAAAGGCUGCGUGUUGAAUAGCUAUUUGCUUUUCUCCUUGCAGGGCAGUGGAAGAGGGCUUGACAUACCGAUUCCAUGCGGCAUGGGCCUCCGUGUUGCAGGUUCUGAAGACUUUCUUUGAAGUGUGUGGGCAUCAGUGCCAUCUCGCCAUGUGUAAGGUAAAUGAGUUUCUGUGGUGACAGCCCUGUUCCACCAGAGACAAGAAGGGAUCCCCAUGGCAAAAGAACAUUUGGACACUGAGGCCCUGCAAACUUCUGAGAUUCAUUGUUGCUAAACUUUUCUAGAGCUCUUAGGAUCGUGAGCUGGAGAUUCGUGGAUGCAUAAAUGUGUGUUAUACAGUGGAUAUAAAGAAGUCAGUGAUAGGAGUCAUUAUAAGAGGGUAGGCUGUUUUAUAACACAUGCUUACUUGUGUGAUGCUCUCUUUCAUUUUCUUUUUUCUGCAGUGCUUACAGUCCUUAGCUGACCUGCGUGGCUCCCCACACUUUCCUCACACCGUGCUGCUCGACCAGACUCUAGGGGCUGCAGUGACCACUAUGGGCCCCGAGGUGGUUCUACAGGCUGUGCCCCUAGAUAUUGAUGGCACAGAGUGAGUAUAAUCUCUGCCUUUCUGGGUUUCUGAUGUUUCUAUACCUUCCCAUAAGACAAGCCCAGCUGGAUCAAGCCAUCUAGUUUAACAUCCUAUUCUAACUGUGGCCAUAGGCAGAUUCAAAUCGGAUUUCGCUACCACCUGAAUAGGAUAGAAAUGUGACUGUCUGAAUGGACAUCUGCACCAGGGUUCAUAUGAAAAGAAUAGUUGGGAUCCCAUACUCUUCCAUUAAUUAGGAAUACUGUUGCAUGUUGCAAACUCUUGUUUAGAAUGGGUUAGCAAAAUCGCAUUUGAAUCUGCCUUUGCCAUUUAGUUGGAUGCUCCAAGACCAGAAAUUCUUGGACAGGAUUGUAGGCUGUUUGCUACUUGGGGCUUUCACACCUCCACUAUCUUACGGCAUUGUUGUAGCUGAAAGUACUCCCAAAGGAACAUCGGCACCAAAAUCCAACAUACCCAGGUACAUUGCUUCCCCAAUCCUCUUAAUUUUGUCAUUUGUUCUCUCUUCUGCUUCCUCCACAAGGGAGACACUGGAUUUCCCCCGUAGCUGGCUCCUUCCUGUACUCCGAGACAGUAUCCGAGAUGCACCCCUUGCCUUCUUCUCCAGUUACUUCCUGCCACUGGCUGCCACUCUAAAACACAGAGGUAACUGACAGUGUAGAUGGGCAAGACCAGCAGACCUGAGUGUUGGACCUUAGAAGAGCACGACAACAGCUCCAUCUCUAGUGUUUAAGAUUGCAGUAGAGCUGUGGUACAUUCCGCCUGGAGAAUCCAUCAGAAAAUCUACCAUACCAGACAUCCCAAAACAAAAUCCAGCUUCUAAUGAGAUUUCCCCUACCCUUCAGCAAGUACCAGAUUUGGGGUAUUUGGGAAUACAGAAUGAAAAAAAAUACAAAUAUUAAAGCCCCAAAUUUGAAGUCUCCAUCUUGGGAUUUAGUUAUAGUCUAUUGUUGCAUACCAGUACUGUUUGCAUUCAGCAAGCAGAAAUUCAUCCUUUGUGUCUGCACCAAUUGUGGCUUUGGAUACGUGUUAGAUCUGCACAAAUAUAUGGGUCAUCUAUUGUAUGGAGUGCAUCAAGACAGCAGUUGCCUGUAAAUUUCAUGAGAUUUUAUAUAAUGUGCAAACUCCAGGUGUCCUACAGGCAGAGUGCAUUGAUUUUCCCCUUAGGUUAACUUCUUCAUAUAUACUAAGCUACAGUCACAGACCUCUCUCUUCCCUUUCUCCAGCCACAGAGCUUGACGAGGCUAAACGGAACUUAGAAGCCAAGAUCUAUGAUACACUGCAGUGGCAGGUGAGGCAGCACCCCAACAGUUUUGCUUUGCGUGUUUUCUGCAUCUAGGUCUGGCACCCUGUGCUUAAAAGGUUUGAAGAGUAACUGUGGUUUGUAACAAUGCUCCUUUCUCUGUCUUUCAGAUCUGGACCCUUCUGCCUGGUUUCUGCAGCCAGCCUACCGAUGUGGUAUCCUCCUUCAAAGGACUGGCACGUACUUUGGGCAUGGCCAUCAGCGAUCGCCCUGAUCUGCGGCUCGUUGUGUGCCAAGCUUUGCGCAGGCUAAUUAACAAAGGCUGUCAAACAGGUAAGAUCUGUCCGUGGAAGUGACCCUUGCUCAGUUUACUGUAGCUAAGUCACUGUGGCUGGAGCUGUUUCUGUGCUAGUUCUGCUUCUUGCUGAGGAUGCAAGAGGGGAGAAAGAAGGGUAGAGUGCCUGGCAGGAGUCUUCUGCCGAUUCCAACAUUUUGAAGCAUGCUUUACCAGCAGCAUCUUUCUUUCUUUCUUUCUUUCUUUCUUUCUUUCUUUCUUUCUUUCUUUCUUUCUCUCCAUUCUCUAUAUUUGCUUCUCUUUGCAGAGGCCGAGCGUGCUGAAGUUGGGCGUUUUGCAAAGAACUUCCUGCCCAUUCUAUUCAAUGCCUAUAGCCAGGAGGGUGGUGCCAGCGAAAGCCCUGUACAGCGGCGUUCUGUGUUGGACACUAUAAGGGCCUACCUGACUGUGACGGAGCCAGGGGUGAGCAAAGCUCUGUGAACAAGACCAGACUUCUGAGAUCAUCACCACUUGCUUUGUCAUUCCACCUUUCCUCUAGAAAGUGGGAAGCCAGCAGGGUUACUAGUUUCCAAAUUCUCAAGACUUGGUUUUCAGGGCUUAUUUUAAACUUUUUUUAAUAUUGUGUUUUAAUUGUUGUAACCUGCCCUGGGACCUUGGAAUGAAGGGUGAGUAAUAGAUUGUAAUAGCAAUAUCAAUCACCUCAUGUGGGCCAGCUCUAUAAGUGAACAACAUUGCUAGGAAUAAUAAUAAUAAUAAUAAUAAUAAUAAUAAAUAAUAAUCAUUUGUAUGCCGCCCAUCUGACUGGGGUGCCCCAGCCACUCUGGACAGCUUCCAACAAAUUAUAAAACCACAGUAAAACAUCAAUCCUUAAAAACUUCCCUAUACUGGGCUGCUUUCAAAUGUCUUCUAAACGUCAAAUAGUUGUUUAUUUCCUUGAUAUCUGAUGAGAGGGUAUUCUACAGGGCUGGCACCACUACCAAGAAGGCCCUCUGCUGGUUCCCUGCAACUUCACUUCUUGCAGGGAGGGAACUGCCAGAAGGCCCUCGAAGCUGGACCUCAGACAAGGGCCAUUCUCCUUAUUUUAGCCUCUUAAUAUAAUUAAUAUAUUUUUGUAGUGAUAAAACAGGAUGGAUCAAUGGGCAACAGUCUAUACACAUAAGAUACAUUUUCUUUUUCUGUUGUAAGUCCCACAUAUUAAUAUAAAAGCAGAUGGGUGGAUGUGCAGAACACUGACUAUCAGCUCAAAAUGAAAAGCCCUUUGCUAGAAAGGCUUCUCAUCUGCCGCUUUGGAAUGUUCACUCUUCAAGGUCAUAGCAGAGAACUGAAAGACUGCAGUGUUUGCUAGUAUGGCUUCCAAAAGCACAAAUCAAAAUAUUGUUUAACCCUGAAGUGUUCACGCAGGAGGUUUUAUAGUUGAGUUCUCUUAGGCCUUGUCAGAUCCAAUAUGGUUGCACUUCUUCUUGCUUCAGACCAACUGGAUACAAGCUGGUCACAUCUCUAAGGUCUGCCAGUGCUAGGCGAGAGAGAGGGGCAGGUGUCUGUAGCUGGGUGGAUCUCAAACAUGGGGGGGGGAGGCCUUUCCCCAUUAGGGCUAGGAGAAUGGGGCUAUGACUGCUGACACCUACAAAAACUGAGGCUGCUCAGUUCAGUGGUUUUUGUUGGGGCAGGGUGCUACUGUUAUUGAUACUGAUUUUUUUGUAUCCUUUUAAAGAUUUUAUAAUAGCAUUUAUGUGGAAAUUGUUCAAUUUGUGUACUUUUUGAUGUUUUAUUUAUUGUUUAUGACUGCGUUUGGUUAUGUUUGUAAUUAUGUGUUUUCCCAUGCUGUGAGCUGCCUUGCGCAUGUUUUGAACUAUGGAAAGACAGCAUACAAAUAUAACAAUGUAUGUGUGGUGCAAAAGGAAAGCUCUGGGGAUGACACUCUCUUUAUCUCUAUUGCAGAUGGUGCAUGCUUUCCUAGAGAAAGCUAGUGAAAAACUGACCAGCUCUGAUAGUUCAGAGUUCACUAGGUAAGGACACCUCAGAGUUUGGAUCCAUCUUUUUCCAUACAGUGGAGAAGAGUAUCCUCAGAUGGGUUACCCACUUUUCUGUUACAUAAAGCUAAAGGGACCCCUGACCAUUAGGUCCAGUCGUGAGCGAUUCUGGGGUUGUGGCACUCAUCUCGCUUUAUUGGUCCAGCUUCCGGGUCAUGUGGCCAGCAUGACUAAGCCGCUUCUGGUGAACCAGAGCAGCGUACGGAAACGCCGUUUACCUUCCCGCCGGAGCAGUACCUAUUUAUCUACUUGCACUUUGACGUGCUUUCGAACUGCUAGGUUGGCAGGAGCAGGGACCGAGCAAUGGGAGCUCACCCUGUCACGGGGAUUCGCACUGCCGACCUUCUGAUCAGCAAGUCCUAGGCUCAGUGGUUUAACCCUAUGUUCAUAGGCCUAUGUAAAUCAGUAUUGUUUUCAUCUUUCUGUGGAGUUAGCCCCUCUCUGCCCCACUCCUGUUAAGCUCCAGAGCACCUCAUUGGAGGCCGGAUUUUUUCCUCUGUUCCUCCCAGGUGCUCCCCUCUCCCUGCAAGUCAGAAAAGGCAGAGAGAGUGGGAUGCACCUGGCCCUAGUAAUUGUGGAAUCUGGUAGGUUUGCAUUAAUAAGUAGUUGGCUUUGUACUAUUCCCAGGGAGAAGCAGAGUCCUAAAGAUUAGCUUUUGUGUUCACGCUUGCUAACUGUGCCUUCCCUGUUGCAGGCUUUCUGUGUUGGACCUUGUUGUAGCCAUGGCCCCUUAUGCAGAUGAGCCAUCUCUGCAUGAUCUCUAUAGCACCAUCCAAUCCUCCUUACAGGUGAGCUGCCUUUCAGUUGGCUGUUGGAGUGUAUGCUGUGAAACAUUGCAAGCUCCAGGCCUGCUAGCUUUGACCACCAUGAUCCCUGCUCUUCCUGAGAGUGCCAUAUUGACAUCCUUAAAAUCAGUUUAGCUAUUAUAUUUAGGGAGACAGUGUCUUAAUCUGUUCAGAAGGAGGCUGCAGAGUUGUUUGACCUUAUCCAUAUUACUUGGCUUCUGCUCCCAAAGUUGUGUGGAAUCAGUAGGGCAUGUUUGUCUAUGAUCCAUUGCUAUCCUGGUCAGGCAUAAUCAGAUAAUAACCUAGCUGUCUGCUUUGGGCAACCCAAUGGUCCUUGUUUCAUGUUGAGUGCCUAUCCUUGCAUCUUCUUGGCCACAGGGGUAACCUCCUAGGUGUUUUCCCAGCUGUGUGGGAGCUGCUUAUCCUUGAACAUUUUCUGUGUAGCAAGGAGAAUGUUCAGAUGAUCCAACUGAUGCUGAUUCUGUGCAAAAUACUCAUGUAAUUGACCCUCACAUUCCAUACGCUUGUGACAUUUAAACAGUCUCUCAACCACAUGGAAACCACUGACAGAUAUUCAGCUCCUAUGCAACUAAAAUAUCUAAAAGGGACUAGAUGGUCCUCAGGUCCCUUCUAACUUUGUAAUUCUAUGAUUCUAUAGAUGUGGCCUCUACCUGGUUUCUGGAAUACUCUUCCCCCAACUUCCAUAUUGUGCAGGCUGAGAGCCUCUGUUCUUGUGUGCAUGCAGUUUGUUUUUGCUAACUAAUUUGUCUGGUAUAAUCAUCCUAGAACAAAGACCACAGGAUACAGAAGAAGGCUUAUCGGGUGCUGGAGGAAAUAUGUGCCUCUGACAGGCCUGCCUGUCAAAACUUUGUUAGAAGUCAUCUGGAGGAGCUACAGAGUGCCCUGCUAGGCUCUUUGCCCAGUGCCACUUCACCUGCCAAGAGGGUAAGGAAGGUGUCUGGGGAGAAGACACUUGUUGCUUUCCCCCCUGUGGUGGGUAGGGUGCUGAAGCACGGGUGGUGAUAGAAAUAAGAGAUUGCUGUCCCUGCCUGCCUCUAACUCCACACUCCCACUCUUUGUUCCCAGCCCCGUUUGAAGUGCCUCUUCCAUGUUGUCAAGCAGCUCGCAGUGGAGCAUGAGGACUUCGUUACUGCCCUGGUGCCAGAGGUGAGCAGAAAAGGGAGUGGCAGGCAGGGUGCUGAAGGAAUGGGGAAAGUAGGUGGGCAUUUGUGUCCGCAGAAGAUGGGGAGAAAUAGUACUUCUGGGGCUAGAGGUGGGAGCAUGCAUGGAACUAAAUCUUCAUCUCCAAACAGAGCCAUGUUAUGGUACAAAUUCUGCUAUAUUCUGAAUCCCCACAUCUUUCUGGCCCAUAAAUGAAAUUUUCUCCUCUCCUGCAUGCUGCAAACAAACUCAAGCCCUUUGGCAAGUGUAGCUAUGCAGCAUGGAAAUCCUCUCUCAUUCCUUGCUUGCCUUGUUUCUUUUUCAUUACAAACAUCUUGUUCUCAUGCUGUGAAUAAGCUGUUGUAAUUCAGAAUUAGGAAUUUUGCUUCUCCUACUUUGCGAUGAGGGAAUAAAUAUAUUCUCCCAUCAGUGGAAGAUGAUACCCUGUAGUUGGUUGCUGCUCCCACUUACUUGGACAGGCAGGGCUUAAGCAGUUUUGCCUUAGUCCUUGAAAGUUAGAAGUUACUGCCAGUUUCUGACUUGCCUGCUCUGCAGUGCUCCAUCUUCAGGUUUACCUGAUUUGCUCUCUUUUCUAAAAGCAACGAACUAGAAAUGUUUUCUCCCUCCUUGAAUCUGGAUUAGAUAGCGACUGCCUUUGUGAAAUCCUCAGAACAAGAAGUUCCCUACUGCUGAAAGUGUUUUGUCUGUUGUCACACGUUUAAAAAAAAUAGGUCAACUUGAUGGCUGUAGUUUUUGUGCUUGGGAAAGUCAUAGAUUGGCUGGAGCUCUGGUAAUACAUUUUAGACCAAUGGCUUAUAUUUCAGUUCUCUCUGAAAGCUGAUGCUGAUAAUACAGUGAUGUUGAAAACUGGGAGGCAGAGGUGGUAUGGGGUGAUGACAGGUACCUUUGUAUUUAGGUCAUACUCUGCACCAAGGAGGUGUCGGUGGGUGCCCGCAAGAACGCUUACAACUUACUUGUAGAGAUCGGUCAUGCUUUCCUGCGCUUUGGCCCCACACCAAAAGGUGAGUCCUGGUUUGCCUACAUUGGGCUGUUACCAAAAAGAGAUGGACUUUUUUGUCCUGUCAAAAGCUGUGCUGGCUCCUAUGUACACCCCUUCUAUUUUUGACUACCUUACAUUGCUUUCCAUCUCUGCUUCAUUUAUUCCAGUGAUUUUAGUCAACUCUCCUCUUAUCACUGGUCCAUAUAACCUCUUCUGAGUUUUUCCAAAUUAGCCAAAUUUUGCAUUUAAUUGCUGAAUUGGGACCUGGAUGAACUUUGUUCAAACUGAAAAUCUGUACAUAUUGAUUUUUUUGUGUAAUUCUGUUUAGCAAAGGGCAAUCUAUGCAGGGUACUGAAGUCUAACCACUUGACUACUAGAAAUCCUCCUUAAUCUCCUGUUUCAGAGAUCUCAUCAGACAGUGCCUACACAUUUUUCAGAUUAUCCUUGAAUCAUAAGUACUAGAAUUUUAAAUUUGGCAUCUGAUAUUAAAUUCCACAGUAAUUAAAGAAAUGCAGGAUUCACUUAGCCUAGCCUGAGGCUUUGAAUAUCCCAGUCUUCCACCCUUGCGCUGUAUAAAGCAGAACAUAUUUAACAUUUCAGAUUGGUUCCUGCUUUCAGAAGAAGGGUUUUCAGUAGUCAGAACAUGGGGACUUUUCUGCCCUUCCUAAUUCAGUGUCUUAUAACUGUUGCCUGUUCCCUUCCCAAUAUUGCCUAUCUACUAUUGAUAUCUGUACUCUUGUCUUUUUGGUCUCUGAUAUUCCAGCUUACUCAGAGACCUGGAUGUUAGCAUUGUCUCCAUAGUGCCUGGGUUCCUCUUUUGAAAACCUUUCAUUCACACUGGGUUUUCUGCAUCAUUGUAGCCAUUUUCUGGGGGAGCCUCUUCAGCCCCAAUGCCACCUGUGUGGUAUAGUUGGUAUCUUACUUUUAGCAGUUUCAGUGCAAUAACCCCCAGCAUUUAUUCCCUCUAGAUGGAAUGCAGCGUUAUCUCCUCCUGGUUUAUGCGGGCUUGACCGGUUCAGUCACCAUGAUCAGUUGCACGGUGCUCGCUCUUGCCCGUUUGCUCUUUGAGUUCAAAGGUGAGAGAUCUGAAUGCCAAAAACUUGCUGGAUAAUGCUUAUAGCCUCAGUAGUUUAGUACAGAAUUCUUCUGCAAUUGGCAGGCACCAAACAGAGUUUGGAGACGGCUAUUUGAACUGAGCUUAUUGCAUGGAUGGACAUGCUAAUGGAUAUGUCCAAGGGUAACAUGAAUGGUUGUAUUCACUAUCCUGAGCAGAGAGCUCUGUGCCCUUGGGGUUCCAAGCACCACACCAGUUGUAAGCACUGUGAGGCCUGUGCUGGGUUGCUGCUGAGCAGAAAACUUGCUGAAAGUAACCUGAGCCCUGUGUUGUCUGGCUCUCAGUAGAAUCUGAAGAAUUGAAGUAUGUCUAAGAUUAGCUUUACUCUACUGCAGAACACGUUGGGUCAGAUGCCCUGGAGCAGCUCAUGCAGCAUGUCUGCCUCAUGGUAGGCUCACGGACGCGGGAUGUCGUCAAGUCAGCUUUGGGCUUCCUCAAGGUCGCACUCUUGCUCCUGGACACGGCACUGUUGAGUCGGCACUUGGAGACCAUGGUGAGAAGAGGGAAUACACUAGGGCAGCCUGUAGGAAGGAAGGUUCUGGGAAUAAGAGUAGCUUAGUUUGCGUAACUUAAAGGGAGUGACGCAGAAAGGUGCCUGAAUUGUUGGAACCUAUUUCUGCCCGUUGUCUUGUCUAGUUCCUGACUCAAGAGUUCAUGGGUAUAUAUUGGAAUUAAUGAUCCACUCUUUCCCCAGCUUUGCUGAGGUGUUGUCCCACUUAUCGUGCUGUUGGGAAGCAGUAGAAGCCCGGGGAGAGGGGCAGGUUUGCACACAUGCAUGAGAGAGAGAACCAAGGGAAUUUAUUUCAUGCAAGGUGUGGUUGGGGGGGCAUCAAAAUUCUAAAGCUUGUGCUCUGCUUACAGUUAGAAGCCAUAGGAGGAUUGACAGACGACAUGAGACGCCAUUUCCGCAUGAAGCUACGAAACCUCCUCUCCAAAAUGAUCCGCAAAUUUGGGUAAGUUCUGGGAUUAGAGGGAGGACCGGGGAGAUCCUGUGUUGUGAUGCUCAGGAAGGAAAAGUUCUAAGAUCUAUAUCACAUUGCUCAAACACUGCUCAUUCCAAAGCACUUGCUUCCUAGAUGUGCUUGUCUUGAACUGUGCCAUCUUGGAUACAGCUUCAUGCACACAAAACCUUGAGAGUGAUGACCAAGCACUUGAUAGUAGUCCAGAUGUUGCUGGACUCCAACUGACAUUAGCUCUAACCAAUAUGGCCAAAGGUCUGGGAUUAACUGGAAUUUUAGUUCCAACAGUUGGAAGGCCACAGGUUAAGCACUGGUCUAAUGUCUGUCUGACUUCUAUGACUGGUAGUGGGGGAUACGUGAGAGACUGAUUUCUGUGACACUGGUCUUCCAUCUUUACUUCCCAGGUUUGAGCCGUUGCAGGCUUUGCUUCCUGAGUCAUAUCGCAAGGUGCUGUUGAAUAUCCGCAAGGCUGAGGCAAGGAACCGCAAGCGGCAAGCUGUGAAACGGGCAGCAGCCACUUCUGUAGAAGAAGGAGGACCAUCACAGCGUCCCAUGGGGGAGAGGUAUUGAUGUAGUGCUGGUCUUUUGUCUUCAUGUCAUGCCAUUGUUGAACCUAAAAGCUACAGUUUUUUAAGGCUAGAGCAGGAGGGAUGUCUGCCAUGGCAAGUGCGUUAGAAGGUGAAGUCUUCUUUAUGUUCCUCUGCACCCUCAGUAAAUACUACUUGCAUUGCCUCUUGCCUUCUUGUUUACAGUAUGGAGGAGGUCCUGGCAGACUCGGACUCUGAUCUUGAAGAUGACAUCAAGCAGCACAAAGGAAAAGAAACCAGGAAAGUGCUACGGCAACAAAGCCAGGCCUGGCUUAAGGAGGGAGAAGGCGAUGAGCCCCUCAACUUCUUGGACCCUAAUGUGGCCCAAAGGGUUCUGGGUAAGGAGCAGUUUGACAGUGGCACAAUCUGCCUUUUCAGUUUGGGGAAAGUGGGAGAUCAUUUAUGCUGAGAUAAAGGAGUUGUCCUAUCUCCUUGUAAGUCUUUUGUGAUCUUCUUUUAUGCAGCUACCAAACCAGGCACGGGCCAGGCUGCUAAAAUCAGCCAUGACUUCAAGGUAUCAGCUGAUGGCCGUCUCAUUAUAUGUGAAGAGGAGGAGGAAGAAGAAGAAGGGGCUAAAGGUACUGGUGGAUAGUCUAAUGUAUUCAGCUGAAAACUGGCCAUCAGUGGUCUACAAACUAUGACUGGGCUUGGUAUCCAAGCAGUAGUUUAUGUUAACCAGCUGUGAAGUCCAGUUCCACUAUGAUAGUAUCAAUAUUGUAUACGUUUAUGAUCCCGAUACUGUUUGAUGGAAUUGUUUGAAGUUGGAUAACUUGGGCUUUAUGUAGGCUGGUAAACAUGUGAUUUAUUUGUUUUACUUUCAACAUGUGAUUCACUCCAGGGCUUUUGACACUUUUAGCCCUUUCAAAUUAAGACUGUUCACUGUCUUCACGUAAAAGUAUAAUGUGCUUAAAUAUGUAUUUACUUCAAACUAUUUUUAUACUGCCCUUCCAUUAAAAUAAUUAAAUAAUUAUAAUGUAAUAAUAUAAUAAUUUACUGGAAACAUAAAGCAGUCCAAUAAAACAUACAAUACAAUGUAGGUGCCACCACAGAGAAAGCACUCUUCCAUGUAAUCACAAAUGGAGUUAGUGCCAUAGGAUGCAACGCAAAUCAGCAGCGCCUCCUCCAAAUAUCUUAGGGAACAUCUAAAAUAUGUUGCUCAGGGCUUACCAGCUGUUAAAUGUUAACCCAACUUACAUUGUUUCCUGGUAAUAAAAAACAGCAACCAAAAUGUGUGUGGAUUAUUACAAAAAUGAAGCACUAGCAGUUUUUCAAAGAGUGUUCUGGUGUGCUUGUGGCAUGAUUGCAGUCCUGUCCAUACUCUUCUGGGAGUAAGCUCCUUUGAACACUUUGGUGUUUGCUUCUGAUUAAAGUUUUAUCAUUUCAAUGUGUAAAAACAUAUUGAACAGCUGAAAUGCAUACUUUUAACUAUAAAUGCAAAAGAUUUUACAAAGAUGUUUUAUGUAUUGUUCUCAAGCUGAAUUUUGUUCUCUGUUACAGGAGUGGAUGAAGAGAUGGCAGAUCUUAUGCAGGAAGUCGGGAUCCGAAGUGUAAGUACUGAGACAUGGGCAGGAGGGGGGAAAUAGGAAUUUCAAGCAUUUUCUUUAAAGGCCCACGCAGUUGCCAAGGUGAAUUGCUUGCUGAAAUCAAAGGGGAACUGAGCUUGACUGUCAAAUACAGUUCUUAUUUACCAAGCAGAUAAUGCAGGAAAGGGAGAAGGCCUUGGACCCUAGUGAGAAGCCUAAUUCAUGUAGCAAGUGCUGAUGCUUGGAAACUCUGUUGCAGAAAAAGGCUCAAAAGCGCAGAUUCCGGGAAGAAGCAGAUGAUGAGGAACUGGGCACUGAUGCAAAACCACAGUAUAAGGGUAAGUGCUUUUUUCUGGGCUGGUGGUGUAGGCUUAGCUGCCUUAUCACAUUGGAUACAUAUCCCUGUAAUAGGGAAGGGAAAGAGAAUGAGAUGCUACUGCUUAAGGUUAUUUAUAUACCACCAUCUCAGAAAAUUUCAGGAUGGUAUACAAUGAAAUGUUUACAUAAAACACCAUUAGAGUACGAAAUAAUCAUUUCAAUCAGCUGUAUAGGCCUGCUGGCAUAUGAAGAAGAAGAAGAAGAGUUUGGAUUUCAUAUCCCGCCUUUCACUCCCUUUAAGGAGUCUCAAAGCGGCUAACAUUCUCCUUUCCCUUCUUCCCCCACAACAAACACUCCGUGAGGUGAGUGGGGCUGAGAGACUUCAAAGAAGUGUGACUGGCCCAAGGUCACCCAGCAGCUGCAUGUGGAGGAGCGGAGACCCGAACCCGGUUCCCCAGAUUACGAGACUACCGCUCUUAACCACUACACCACACAUAUGAGAGAUGCCUGAAAGUCAAAAGCAAGGAUACCUGCCAAAUCUCUGCUGGAAGAGUGUUCCACACCAUGGCCAACUUCUGCUCAAGUCCAGUUGGACCUCUGAAACAGGGGAUAAUGUGUUGUGAUUAUCCUACAAAACCACUCAGUGCUGUGCCUUGCUCUCAGUUAAACCUUAACACAGAUAGCCCAUCUGCAGUAUGCUUUCUCGUGCUGCUGAAGCACAAUAAUGUGGUGGGGGAAGUGUUUGCACUUCAAGCCUGUGACGGUCCAGUGGUGGACUGGGCAGAAACAUUUUUGUACAGCUGAGAAGCCUAGAAACUAUUCCAUUAUUGUUUGUUCUUCACAGCUGGAGGUGUUGGAAUCCAUCGGCCUAUUGGCAAGAAUGCAGCACCUAGGCAAGCAUACAAGGCAAAGGUAAGAUUGUGAUGUGAUUAGUUAGGACCUGGCAUUGUCAUAACUCCCAGAAGUUGAUUAUUUAUAUAGAGCCACUUUCCCCCACAUCAUAGGAAGCCUUGUUUAUUGGACUUACCAAGCAACUCAAGUACAGAUUCAUAGUAUCUAUUAACUCUCACCCUAAACACAGGGCUGCAGGCUGGCUCCCUUUUAAAGACGAAUCUCUGUAUCUCUAAGCUAGAUCCUGUUUUGAAUAAUUGAUCUGAAUGUGAGGCAUUGAUAGACGUUGUGAAAGCUGAUUUGAAUGCCCAUUUUGGUGGAAGUCUACAUUUUUCCAUGUCUUGCUUCCAGUCACUAAGCACUGAUUCCCUUCUGUUUCUACAGAAAGGCAAAGGUGAUAUCAAGAAGGGCCGCCUGGAUCCUUAUGCUUACAUCCCACUGAACAGAGCCAAACUUAACAGAAGGUAUGAUAUGGGGAUGCUGUGGGGAGAGCAUAGGAGAGCAUUGUUAGUUCUGCUUGGACACAUUGAAAUUAAUGGCCUUGACUAACUUAGGCCCUUAAUUUCAAUAGGUCUACUAAGAGUAGAACUUAACUCGAUGCAACUCAGUGUCACUGUUCAGGAUUUCUCUCUAUCUGUAAAAUGCUGCCAUGGAGUUGUGUGUGCUUGAAACCAGCUAUGUUCUCUUAUCUCAAGCACUCUGCUGGAUAUUCCUCAGAUUUGAAGCUUCCUUUUUCACUGGUAUCCCAGGCCUGCUUUUGCUGCAGAAGCAGGGCACCUAAAGCCUCCAUGGGAGAACUACACAUGUACCUGCUGUGCUUGUGGCAGUACUCAUUCUAAUCUCUCCUCUCUCUUUCUGGCAGGAAAAACGCAAAACUUCAGGGACAGUAUAAGGGCCUGAUGAAGGGGGCCCAACGUGGUGCCCAAGCAGGCAAGAGGCAUCGUAAGAAGCAGCCCCAAGUCUGAAGAAGACAGAUCCCCUCCUCUAGGGUGCAGUUCCUGUCAAGGCAACCUGACUCUGGAUCUGGUUGCUGCCACCUCACAACCUGAGCUGCUCUUUGGAAGUGGAAUGAGAUCACUAAUUCCACACAGUUGCAGUGUAUACUUUUCUCAGCCAAAAAACGGUGAAGAUGUGUAUUGUAGCCCAGGCUCCCUUCUACUAUUUAUGGAGCUACGCAGUAGGGCUCUUCUCACCAGAUGCUACUGCCAUGGUUGUUGUUUUUUGCACAACUAUGUGUGCUUCAUCUAGCCUUGAACUUUGUGCAAGAGAGAGAAGUGUAAUGAACUUCUGAGCAAUAAAUGUAACCAAUGGAAGUUGGUUGUGUAAAAGCUGCUGUCCACAUCUGUCUACUUUUUCUGGCUUGAAAAGUGCCAGAACUAGCAACAUAGUUGUGCUGUUGGGAACUAUGCUAAACUUUCUAGGAAGUUUAACAUUUCUCUGCAUUUCAGGAUUUAUUCUAUGAGGAAAGUGACUGGUUGGUACUUGUGAAAAUUAGAAAAUAGUAGUAUUAUAGUCAGAGGCAGAAAGCUAUGAGAAAUUCUGAACCAAAUUCCAUGUGCCCAUUUUAUAUGUUCUCUUGCUACAUACAUCCCAGUCAAGGAGUACCAGUCACAACACAUGCACAGGGACAGAGCCAGUGAAUCCACAAAUGAGGAGAAUGUCCACGCCACACACAUGCAAAAUCAUGCCAUAGUUCCUGCAAUCAGUCCCAGUUGCUCAGGCAGCAACAACACACACCCCUUCACACAGUGAGUUUGAACCCCCCCCCCCCCCCGCUGCUCACAAGUCUUAUUAAUCAACAAAGCACAGAGCAUCCUUAACUUCCUUCAUUGAUUAGGUAAAGGUAAGGUAAAGGACCCCUGGACAGUUGAGUCCAGUCGAAUUAGACGCUCAUCUCUUUUGGGACAAGAGAGCCAGCGUUUGUCCGCAGACAGUUUUUCCGGGUCAUGUGGCCACAUCGGUACCUAUUUAUCUACUCGAGCUGGUAUGCUUUCGAACUGCUGGAUUGGCAGCAGCAGGGACAAAGCAACAGGAGCCAUUAUCUCCUUAUCUACAAGCUGUCAAUACAAGCUGGGGGUGGACUGUGAGUACACUCGCAAGGCAGAUGUCAGGGGGGGAAAACCUCAGCAAAAGUUUGCAUGGCAGUUCAUGAGUCACUGACCAGAGCAAUAAUACCCAACCCUUUCUUAUUUCAAAGGUUGACAAGAUCUACAAAAGCCAUAAUGCACCAAACUGUUUUGAUGCAUGUGAGUCAGUGAUGGGGUUGCCAUUUAAUAUCUAGUUUGCAACAGUGACAUUUCAUUUGAGACAAUACAUUUUUCAAAGCAAAGCAGAGCCAGGCAGAUUUGGUGUGAAGGCUGAGGAGAGAAUCCCUCCUUUUGUAGAUGCUUGUAAUGGAUGCUUUAAUUGAGAUCUCUGUAUUGCAGGGGGUUGAACUAGAUGAUUUUCUGGGUCCCUUCCAACUCUAUAAUUCUAUGAUUUUAUGAAGACUUAAUCCUAAAAGCUAUACAGUGGUACCUCGGGUUACAGAUGCUUCAGGUUACAGAUACUUCAGGUUACAGACUCCACUAACCCAGAAAUAGUAUUUCGGGUUAAGAACUUUGCUUCAGGAUGAGAACAGAAAUCGCACCACGGCGGUCCCAUUAGCUAAAGUGGUACCUCAGGUUAAGAAGAGUUUCAGGUUAAGAACGGACCUCCAGAACAAAUUAAGUUCUUAACCCGAGGUACCACUGUACUAUAAAUAUAAAACUACUAACACUGGCAUUACAGAAACAAGCAUAUCAGUUUACACUAUUUUAAUUCUAAUAUUUUGGUAAAAGAUGAGCCUUCAGUAGGCCUUGACUAGCAGCACAUAGUAUAUUUUUUGCCAUUUAACAGUUACAUCUUAUGCAAAUGCAUUCAACAAACACAAAUUUUCCCUUCCCCAGGCAUUUGAAAUCAAAUUAAUUUGUGCUAUUUUGUUAUUUUUUCAAAUACACUGCUAGCUGAUGUGCAGUUGUAAAUACCUUGGGGGCGGGGAACCUCUCUCCCUUUUUAUAGUGCAAGUAGCAAUAGGUUUGCACUGCACGGUGUUUUAAAAUAUGUUCAACUUUUGGGGGAAAGACCGUAACUCUAGUAGAAUACACAUUUGUUGAACUGGUCCCUGUAGCUGUGCUUUUUCAGCUGAUUUCUGUGUCUCGACUUUCUAGGGAAGGCGCAAGAGCAGUCCUGGCCUGCUUAUUUUAAUGGUUAGUUGGCAACCUUAUUAGGACACCUACCAACUUGGAAGGGCAGAGAGCUCACACAAGUGGACCUUUUGCCACACCAGCUCUGCAUCUCUGCGACAACUACUACCUAUAUCGUUAAGGGCGCAGGAAAUAUACGAGGGACAUGGGGAGAGCUGUCGCUUCUAAGGGCUGAAAACGCUUCCUUUCGCCUACCGGGUCACAGCAUAACACCGUAGCUGUCAAGAAGGCGUUGGAAAUGUCGCCGAGAAGACUACAAGCCCCAGAAAGCUUAAAGCCCCAUUCUGGGUUUGCUCUCCCGCCCGCCCACUUGUCUUUGUGGGUUAUUUCUCCUCCUCCCCUCUCCUCGGUUUUCAACGGCGCUUCCAGGCCUGAUGGUCGUUAGGCGUUUGCCGUGUUCGAACAGGCCAAUGGCUGCGCGGCCACGAGGCGGCGGCGGGUGGGACUAUUUUGCAAACGACCAAUCGGCUUUUGCAGUUGAAGCGACCAAUCGGAAGGCAAGGCGGCAGAUAUGAGAUGGCGGCGGAGUCGGCUCUGAGGGGGAGAGGAGGAGAGAAACGAGCGGGCAGGUAGGUCGGCUGGUCUGUCGGCCGGGCGGGCCGAGGUAGCGUGGCGAGAAAUCUUUGAGAAGCUGAAGUGGGUCAGGUGAGGGCGGGUUGAGACAGAAACAAGGCAUAGGGCAUACGAGCCUUUCGCGGUGGUGCCUCAAGCAUUUGUGUGGCCUUGGGACGUGGGGCCUGUGGUCCUGCCUCCAGGGCAAGCUGUUUCAUAGAGCGGAGGUGCAAUGGUCUGAAGCACCCCGUCUGCUCUUGCUCUUUGCCCAGGGGCUGAGGAGAGCGAAGGAGGCAGAUCUCCCUUCUCCCUCUAGACGCGCCUGGGCGAGGAGGAAGACUGGGGUGGAGCAGAGAUGGGAGUGAGUAUGGGGCGACACGACAGAAGAAUCUGAUAACAUUACUCGUGGCAUAAUAGAGGAAGGUUUUCUCCCUCUCUCAUAACACUAGGACGCGUGGGCAUCCAAUAUAGCUGGAUGUUGGAAGAUUUAGGAUAGAUGAAAGACGAGGUCAUAAUUGGUCAAAUUAUGGAACUCACCCUGCCAGGAGGCAGUGAUUGACACUAACCUGGACGGCUCGAAAAGAGGAUUAGACAAAUUCAUGGAGGAGAGAGCUGUCAAUGACUGCCAGCCAAGAUGUGGUUGUGCAAUACCUCCACAGUUGGAGGCAGCAAGGGUUCCCAAUAGCAGUUGCUGGAAACUUCAGCAGGGGAGAGCAGCCUCACGGUCGUUUCCCACUGUGAGAACAGGUUGCUGGACUAGAUCCAGCUGGCUCGUCUUAUGUUCUUAUGAAGGGAAAUCCUAGUGAUUCGGGACUGGGAAAGGUUUUAGGGUGGUUGUUGGGUGGGAUGAAGGAGAGAUACAGAGGAUGUCAAAGUUCCAAUCUAGUUGACAUGUGGUUCUUCUAGAUAUUUGUUUUAUUUAUUGCAUUUAUAUACAGUACCAGUUUUUUCUCCAAGGAGCUCAGGGUGAUGUACAUGGUUCUUCCCCUUCCUCAUUUUAUCCUCACAAGAAGCCUAUAAGUAGGUUAGUGCUGAGAGACAGUGACUGGACCAAUGUCACCCAGUGAUGUUAAUGGCCGAGUGAGGAACUGAACCCUUGGUUUCCUAGGUUCUAGUCUGGCACUAGCCACUAUGCCACACUGUCUUUCCAUGUGCCAGUGUGCCCGCCUAAAGUACAAAGUGUGGUUUUCUGCCCUAAUUUCAAAGGAAUGGUGCUAAUGUGGUGUACUGGUUAGUGUAGGACUAGAAUCUGGGAGACCAGGCUUCAUAUCUCUGCUUGACCCACUGGGUGACUGUGGGCCAGUCAACCUCUCUCAGCACUAACCUACUCAUAGGCUUGUUGUGAGGAUAAAAUGGGGAGAGGAAGAAGUAUGUAGCCAUCUUUAGCUCCUUGCAGAAAUUGUUGGAUGUAAAUAUAUCAAGAAAUAAAUGCAAUGUGUUAACGGGUUAAUAAUACAACUGUUGCUACUUUGCUACAACCGUUGCUAAUACAACCAUUUGCUAUGAAUAGUUGUGCCACUACUAGAAGAAAGGUGGCAAGUUCCUUGUGUAAUAAAAUAAAAUUUCUAUUCUAGAAACAUCCUCCUUGCUUUGUGACCUUUUGAUUUUUUUCCAGAGCUUCAGCAUGUUUAUUCUUCUCAUCCUGUAGGUUAAAUGGCUUCUUUGCUCAAGCUUGAUGGAGUCUGCUGUAGAGUUAAUAGUUUAUUUUCUGCUAUAUUUUUCAGGGAGCACCAGUUUUUUUAGGAGCUGCAGUUGGAGCAAUUGUGUUUGAUCUUACAAUGUAAUCUUCGAAGUCAUCCAUUAGCUUAGGCCUUUGAUACAGACAGCAUGACUGUUUGUAAGAAAUGCCAAAAUGAAUGCUCAGUAUUCAUUUCUCCACAACAGGCAUGUUUUAUUAAGCAGUUGGUUCUUCCAUAGUUUAUUUUCUGACCACCCUUCACUGUUAAAAGGCCUUUCUUUGCAAUCACUUUUAAUGCCUUUAUUCCUUGAAAUAUGGUGCUGCAAGGCUCUGAUACUGACCCUCUGGAAGUUGGAGAUUACAGGAGGAAAGUUUUCUUAACACUUAUUUUAUGACAUAACCUUAAAGGGCUGCAAUCUUUCAGAUGCAUGAAGUGUUGUCCUGAGUUGCAGGUAUAUGUACACAUCAUUGGUGAGGAUUAAAAUCAGAGGAAAAUGAAAUGCAAAAAGUAUGAACAAUAAUAAUUAUUAGCUUUUCAUUCUCCAAACAGUAGUUGAUGAUAGCACAAGCAUCCUAUCACUGAUACAAAUAUACCAUGGUUCAAACCACAGAUUACAUUGUCAAUAUUUUAUAUGUUAAGCAGACACUGUUCUGUGCUUAAUCAAUUCUUAUCAAUAUUUCCCCCCGGGCCAAUUGCUCCUUGCAAUAUCUUUUAUUGUUAAAUUAACUGUUCUACUUAUUAAUAUCCCUCUGUACCUGCCGUGACUGAACAAUCAUCUUCUACUGUGGCCUUACCUCGAAUGCUUGUGGGUGUUCUUCACCUUCUUUAUAUUUAUUUAUAUGUAUUUUAUAGCCUACUCCACCCUGUAAUCCCAUGUUGAAUUACAUACAAUUAACAUGCCUUGCCAUAUAUUGAAGCAUAUCAAAGCAAGCAGCAUCAGUAACAAAACUGCAGUGGAAUGCAUAUUCUUAAUUAAUCCUGUACGCCCAAAGACCUAUGCAAAGAAGUGUGUCUUGACCCACUGACAAUGUAGUUACAAUAAUACAGCCAGAUGCAUCUUAGAGGAAAAGCAUGGCACAAGCUAGGGGCCACAUCAAAGAAGGCCCUCCCACACUCUGUCAUGGCCCAAACCACCUGUAGGAUCUACACUGCCGACCUUAACACCCAGGCGAGUCAGUACAUAUUAGAGGUGCUCUUCAGAUAUUUCAGCUCCAAGUAUUAGGUACUUAAGCACAGGGUCCUAAGCACCAAGUUAAAAGUUCUGGAAGCUGUCAGAGGCUCAGCCUUGUGCAUGACUGAAAAAAUAUAUGCUACUAUAAGAAGCCUAGAUGUUGCUUCAGUUAAAGCGAUCACAUAAUUCCAUUAGUCUGUCUUUCUAAUGAGCCCAGCUCCCCUUUGUUUUGCUAUGGCACUAGAUCAAAGUCCUUGAGGAUUUUAUUCCAUUCACAAAAGUCUUCUCAUUCAUGUCAUUGUCGCUCAUCCUUCCCCCCACCCAACCCCUUCAUGAGCAAAACAUUGCCCUUGCUAAUUUGGUUUUUUUCAACCUUGGUGACAAAAACCAAAUAAUCUUUUCUUCCUUCUCCUGGACACCCGCUAUCUAACUGGACACAAAGAAUAGAGAGGGGGUAAAGCAGCAACACUGAAGGUUAUUGCACUGGUGAUUGCAAUACUUCGGUGAUAAAAGAAGAGAAUCCAAGCUGCAAAGCAAACAAGAUUGCUCCCCCUGCCCACACCAGUAACUGCUCUUUUCUAAUAUUAUGCAAACUGGGGGAGUGGGCUGUACACAUCCUCCUCCUCCUUUAACAUGGCUGCAGUACAGGGCUUUUUCUAUUGUGUAUGACUGGGCUGUCUGAGAAGGGUUCUGAUUGUAUGUGCUGUCUCGCAUUUCCAUUUAAUUAGCGUUAAUAAUAGGCAGGCAUAUUUUUGUGUGGGGGAGUGUUGCUGAUAAAGUGACCUUUCAAAAUUACAAAGACCAGUAAAAUUUAGCACGGAAUAAGGGGGUUUAGGGCUGUUUCCAGCUGUGAGGUCUCUAAUCAUAAAAUUGGGUUGGAUUUUAGUUGUCAGGGCAAGACAAUAAAUGGACUGCAAGCCCAUUUCUUUGUUACGGUAUGCCCCAAAUGCAUGGAGGAUUAAAGAAUUAAAACAAGGGGAAAGCUGUACUCCAAAGAUCCUUCAGGCUGGUUUCAGAUGAGAAAAAGGCAACAAGAAGAGAUGGAAUGUAACCUCUAAUUAUUUAUGGUAUUGUUUUCUUUUGAUUGUUAGGUUUUUGAGAGUACCUAAAAUAAAAUUUAAAAAUAAAUUGGGUGGGGGGAGACAGCAAAUGAUGGAGGCAGGCUGUCCCAUGAUCUUAUACAAUGUACAUCAAAUGUAGUUACACACUGGGGAGUGAAAAAAAUGAAAAGGGGAGAUUUUAAAAAGAUUUCUUUUUAUUAAUUAUUUUGUUCUUUACUUGUAGCCAGCCUUUUGCCAGCCCUUCUAACCAGGGCAGGUUAGAAAAAUAUCACAACUAAAAGAGUACAAUUGUAAUAAAACCUCAAAAAAUCUAACCACAAAAUUCAUCCGUAAUGCAACUGACAAAACAACAGCCCAGGAUAGUAAUUGAAGAGGAGGGAGGAUAUCCACUCAACCAAAGGCCUGCAUAAAGAAAAGUAGGAGUGUAGUAAGUCUAGAUGGAGAUGAUGCAUGAAAGGUUUCUAGUAACUGGGAAUGGUGAUGUCAGUGAAAGAAGUAAAAAUUUGGGGGUUAAGUGCUAAGGUUGCAAGCUUUUGGAAGUCUCCAGCAGUGAGUGACAUCAGAUCCACCAGGUAGGGCACAGUCAUGAGGCACUAAGGCAAAAACAAGAAUUUUAUGCAGAAGAUGUGGAAGGAAAGUCAGUAGAGAUAAGAGUAUAUAUUGUGUGAAUACGCACACACACACACACACACACACAUACACACACACACACACACACACAUGCAUAUACACAUAAUAUACUGGACAUGAAUGAGGGGAAUGUACCAGCAUGAGUCCAAGAGCUAUUUUCAACUGCGAUGUCUAAACUAUUGUGAGGGUUUGCUUAAAGUUGAUGAAUUCUUAAAAGUAAUUGUUUAAAAUCAUUGGCAGAGUCUCAAUGAAUAUGACAAGGACACUUUUCUCUAUUCAGUGUUCAAGUCUGAUGCAGGUGACAUGCCUAGCGUUCCAUCUGUCACUUUCUGUGGGGUAGGAAAAGUGGAGAAGAAGUUGGUUAGCCUGAGUUCUGCUUUGGCUCCAUAUCAAGGUUGAUGCAUUUGUGCCAAGAGGGCUAAUAAAUGAGUCUUUGUGUUGUUUAGUGUGCAUGGAAUUUGCAUAGGCUGUGCUGGAGCAGGCAGAUCUGUUUCUGAAAACAAGGAGCAAGUUCUUCUCGCUGUGUCUCUGCUUUCCAAUGCCUCAUCAGAAGCUUUCUGCACUUGUGUAAGCAAUCUGACUUUCUGUGUUUAUUAAGUAAUAGGGGCUAUCAGAUUUCCUAGAAGUUUAGAUUUGAAACCCCACAAAUAGGUAUUGCAUGAAUGACAGUCAAAUUUAGUUCAGUGGAUUUUCUUUAAUGUUUAGAUCAUGACUGGGACACAGGGGAGGGAAGGGUGAAUAACUGGCAUAGCUAUUCUGUGGAGUGAUCAGUUUUAUUGGGUGAAGACACUAACUACUGCAUUAAGCAAGUAGAGAAAAGUUGGAUCUAAUUAGAUUACAAUGUGUUUUGGACAAAACGUACUUAGUGGUGGAGCUGGCCUGGGCUGACAUGUAUAAGACAGCAGAAUGUGCUGCAAGUGGGAGGUCAAUCGACAAUCAUUCCCAGCUGCUUGAGCUGAACUGCUCCAUCUUGUCCUUGGCUUGUUAAGCACGUCAAACUGCAGGGUAGUCUACCGAGCAGUACUGGAAUCAGACUGCACUUGGCAGCCAACUCACCAAGUGGUUGGAGAAAGCAGUACUUCUCCAUGCUUUGCUGCUUUUGGAGUGAUUUUGCCAACUUAAUUGCUCCAAUUAAGAACCUACUGUCCAGUUACAACUCACCCCUAGGCUGGCACUGCAGCAGGGUAUUACCUACAGGCUUUCAGGUAAUCUUCGUAAAAAUAUCCCACUGCAUCACGGCAUUCAAGUGCAUAAGAGAUAAUUUGGUUAAAUUCAUGUGACAGCCUUUCUUCCUGUGUGUCUUUAAAUGUUUGACUUGCAACAAAUUUUUCAUAAUACUUCACCUCUAAGAAAACAGAUAAUUAUAUUUGUUGAGUCCAACUGAACCCCCUCAUAAAACAGGAAUUUGCUCUCUUUGCAUAGAGAGAAACCUUGCACAGAAUGUCACGUCUCAGAAGAUGAUGCAAUCUCUACCUCAAAUCUGUUCUAGAUUAUUUUCAUACAUGCUUAGUAAUUUGGAAUGUAAGUUAAAUUGUUGGUCUUUUUGUUAAAUAUUUUGAUUAGGAUCUCAAUACCAAACUUUGGCCAGUUGUAAGGUCUUGCCCUCUGUAGGGUCUGAUGUGUAAUAUGACAGGUGAGUGCAUCCCUCAAACAGUUAGAGACCAUGCUGAAGGACUAUCUGCAGGUUGUACUUGAUUGAUUGCUAAAUGAUGUGCUAUCUGGUCAGCCCCACCUGACUUGAUUUAUACAUGUUGUGCUUGUAUCUACAGCAAGGAUAAGAAGCCUCAGGCCCCGGGGACCAAAUGUGGCCCUCCAAGCCUCUCUAUUCAGCUCUCAGGACUCUGCCAAAGCCCGUCACCAGCCCUGCAUCCUUAAGUGCUUUUAUCUGGGUUGAAUCUAUUCUUAAUUAUUGUAACAUCACUUUCUUGCCUUGCUGCAGGGCUUUGUGUGUGUGUUUUAGAAACUUUUACGUGGUGGAUGUACCUUAUUGUAUAAAAACUCACAUACCUGCCUCUGGCUCUACCCUCCACUGGUAUGUGGCUCCCAGGAAGACUGUCCAUGAGGGAAUGCUGUCCUUAGGCUGAAAUAGAUUCCCUACCCCAGAUCUGCAGGUGGCUCCUGCGUAGCUGAGUAUUUUAGUUUGUGUUCAGGUAUGUCUCCCAAAGUAAUGUAUCUUUGUUUCUCUCCCAAGUGAUGCCAUUUGCAGUUUAGUUAUCUGCAAUGACUCCUCCCUUCAGCGGCAUCAGAUCAUCUUCAAUCCAGACUUCUUUGUGGAGAAGCUGCGACAUGAGAAACCUGAGGCAUUCACAGAGCUUGUGGUCAGUAACAUCACCCGGCUGAUUGACCUGCCUGGAGCAGAGCUAGCCCAGCUGAUGGGACAGGAGGACCCUCAGUUGCCUGGCACAUCCUCAGGGUUUUUCCGUUCCCUGAUGUCUCUGAAACGCAAAGGUGAGCCUGAUGUGUUGGCUAAGAUUUUCCCCUUAAUUUUUUGAUGUUAAGCCUUGGUAUCCUGGGUACAGCCUCUGCUAAGUGUCCCACAUAUGUGGCAACAACUCCAGGGAAGUCUGUGAAAACUUUUCUGGUCCAAGUACAGUGCAGACCAGCUCCUUAUUAAAAGAAAAUAAGAAGGGCAGUACAGGCAAUUCUCAUUUUACAUGGGGGUUCAGUUCUGGACCCCUGCAUGUGUUGGCGGGGCGUGCGCAAGCCCAUUCUACUCCCACCCUGUACCACCCCCGUUCUGCCCCUUUCCAGGACAUCUUUAUGAUGCUUCAGGGCUACUUCUGGGUUUGGCGCUGUGUGCAUGAUUAUGCGUCAUUCGGACACUGCUAAAUCGGUCAUUGCCUGUAAGACAAUGACAAUGUUUAUUUAAAUACUUGAUUUACACAAGGGGUGGGAAACCUGUAGCCCUAAGAUACUGCUGGACUCAAAGUCGCAUCAGUCCCAGCCAGCACGGCCAAUGAUGAUCAGGGAUGAUGGGAAUUGUAGUCAUCAAUAUUUGGAAGGCCACAGGUUCUCCACCCAUGGUUUUCUUUAUCAUCCCUUUCAAUUCCAUUCUUAUGGAGGACAAAGCUCUUGUUUCGGCAGCCAUAAUGGUGCCACCCAUGCUAGAAGGUAGUAUAUGCAUCUUAAUUUUUUUUAAAGCAGGUUUUAAAAAAAGUACCGAAACAGAAAGGGAAAAACUGCAUGGGUGUGUGCUCCUAUGGAAGGUUGGAAGAGGAGGUGGAAAGCAGCAGAGAGUGAGGAGGGUGUGGUGUGCAAAGAUGCCUGCCCACAACAUGAGAUCCACUUUUGGGGGUAGUUUACUACAUACAGCUGCAAUAGUAACGGACUGCGCCUCUUGUUUCAUCUGGAAUAGGAGAGCUGGGGAGAGACCUUAGCUUGUUGGGUUGAAAUAACGACAGACGAGUAGCAAGUGUCAUGUGAGAGGCAUCUCUCGAGCCAGCCCCGAGGAGACUCUUUUAUUGAAUAUUACAACAUUGCCACAGGUGCGCUCGUUGCUGAUUGGUUGACACAAACACAAAGCAACUUGUUGCUGAUUGGUUAACACAAGUACAAAGCAAAGGUUACAUAUAGGCAUUAAUCACCAAUAGAUUAAAGGCUGGGAAAGGGAGCACAGAACUAGACAGGCAUGAAACCUCCUAAUUAAAUUAUAACUGGUGAUUGAUAUAGCAAGACUAAAACAAUUACUAAUGAUUGAUCAUAACAUGAAAGAAUAUAAUAAUCGCGUUCUGUAGAUGUGGUCAACUAUGCAUUAAGAACAGGUCAGAGUAUAAUGUUUUCAUGAACUUAAUAUGAACUGAACAUCCUAGGGAGAUGAGGGAAUGUCUUGGUAUUUAGAACGGGUUGUGUAGCAUGUGCAGAAGCAGAGAAAAGCUUAGAAGCAAGACUUCCCAUCAUGCCAUAGUCAUGUGCAGAAGCAGAGCUUCCCUUCAUCUCCCCCUUUCUUUUCUUGUUUGCGAGGUGUUCUGGGUGAAUAAGACAAAAAUACUUCGGGAUACGUGGUAUGCCAGCGCAUGCCCGAAAUAAGUUCGCCAGGGUUGACGGGACAAAAAUACUUCGGGAUACGUGGUAUGCCAGCACAUGCCUGAAAUAAGUCCGUCCACAUCUCCCCUAAUGUUUACUGUUGGUGCUGCCAUUUCGCAAAGUAGGCAGCAAUGAUUUUAUUGGGUGGCUGAGGGGGAGAGAGAAGCCGAGACAAAAGACUUAUGAGUCCAGGAAUGCAUUGGAGGAAGCAACAUAGCAAAAUUAAUAUACAUAUUAUGACAAUGGCAUAUUGAAAGAGAUUACGAAGCCAAGUCAGGUUUGGCAACCAAGCGGUAAGCCACUGGGUGAAAGAAUCCCAGAGGCCAGAAAAUCCAACGUCCUGUUUAAUGUGGUGUGUAAGAUUUUGCAAAUGAGAGAUUUGGCUUUGAAUGGCUUUAGAAUUAUCAGUAAUAUUGAAGCAACACAUGUCAGCCACUUGUUCACAGCCAUAAUGAUGAAGCAUCAAUAAAUAAUCGAUAGCAGCGCGGUUUUGCAGAAGGCCAUGCUGGAGUUCACUCUGUUCUUUAUUCAAAAGGUGAAGAGCUUGAGAAGUAUAAUUCAGGGCUUUUGCUGCAGAACAAGCUAAAGAAUUAAUGUUCCUACUAUUGCGUACAGCCAAUCCAGGGACUCCUAGGAGAGAAACAGCUAAAGAGAUAUAUUCAGACCUACUGGGAAGAGAAAUUGAAUCGUCACAAUCGUUAGUCAAUUCAAUAGAGCGGCGAUAUCGAGAGCGGGUCAAAUGAUGCUUUUUGGGUAAUACGAUGGACAAAUGGCUUAAGCAACAGGGUGUUCCAUGGCUGAUGUUUGCUGGAAUGUAAUUAAAUGUAUAGCCAGGACACGACCAGAACCAGCCUGCAGGUAGUUCUGUGUAUAUUUAUAUACAUAAGAAAUAUUCACAUAAUUAGAGCAGUGGAAAUUAUCCUUGCCCAUUUUUACACAGUUGGUUUUUGUGCAAUUUACCAUACGGGCGCAAGUGACAUUAAAAGAAGCCACGUAUGGGGUCAAUAAGUCAAUGGCCAGAGGUGGGCGUCGGCGCACUUGGUUACCCCAGACAUAGUAACCGGAAUAACCAAGGGUGCGGAGAGAAUCAUUUUGGGGUAGGGAUGAGAAAAACCAGGUAUCAUUUUGUAUAUCAAAAGGGUCAUGGCAAACAGGAAUAAGGCAGGAGAUGAGGCACAGAAGCAAAUUCUCAGGGGUUGCUUCAAGCUGCUUUUCCUUUCUAAGCUGUUCAGCCUGAAAUGAGAGUGAUUUUAUCUGGCCCCACGCCAUACCGGGGUGGUUGAUUUCCAGUUGAGGGGGAGUGCAAGCUUACUCAUUAAAUUGAAUGGUAGCCUGUAAUUGUUGUAGUAAGUCUCUGCCCCACAGAUUGAGGUGGAUUUUCAGAACACAGGGCUGGAUAUAUGCAAUGGUUUCAGAGCUAUGAGGCAGAGAAACAGGCAGCCACUGUACGGUUUUGGAAGAGGUUUGAGGUCCACCUACACCCCAAACUGCUGAGGCAGACUCAAGGGGCCACGUGGGGUCCCAGCAACUACUGGGAAUUACAGAAAUGUCCGCGCCCGUGUCAAUCAAGCCUUCCAGAACCUUGCCAUUGAUUAUAUACUUACGAAGAAGCUUCUGUUCACCAAUCCGCUGGAUUACAGCUAACAGCUGUGGGGGAAAAGGAGAGAGCUUGUGCAAAUUACUAUCCAUAAUAGAAGCAGUAGGGUGAGAAGGGAGCACCACCAAAUGCGCCCAGGACUCACCCUUCUUUAACUGCAUGGGCAUAUGGCUCCAAAUUUGAACCAUUAUUGUGCCCACAUAGUCAGGAUCCAGUACUCCUGGAAUAACCUGGAUUCCUUCUUUGGCCGCAGAAAAUUUGGGUAAAAUUAAGCCUGCGACUUUAGGAGGUAGUGGGCCUGCCAAUUGGGUGGGCAUAAGCACAAUUUCACCAGGUAAAACAGUGUCUUUGGUCUCUUGAUUGAUCAAAUCAAUGGCAAAUUCAGAGGGUGUAUUUUUAGAAAAUUUUUCAGCAGCAGAAACUAAAGGCAGAAAGCUCUCUAUUUGUCCUGGCCCGAGAGUGGGGCCGCUAUGGAGUUUCCCGGACUCCUGCACUGAUUAGCCCAAUGAUAGCCUUUCCCGCAUUUCGGGCAUUUUUUGGAAGGCUUAGCCUUGUUGGCAGCACCAUUCCUGUUUGCCCCCCCCCCCCGCCAGGGGCUCUGCAUUGUUUAGCGAAAUGGCCUGGGCGCUUGCAAUUGUAGCAGUUGCCGGUAGGCUUAUUGCUAGCCUGGAUUGCGCCGGCAAGCAAAGACAUUGCAUGGCUCUGGCUACCAACAUCCGCACAAGCUUGAAUCAUAUCGGCCAGGUCAUAUUUAGGGCGAUGUAUGAUUGACUGCAACGCUUUCUUGCAAUCGGUGUUUGCAUUUUCAAAAGCCAAUUUUUUCAUCAAUUCAUUUUGAGCUGUAGUGUUAUCAAUCUGCCUAGUGACUGAUUCUUUCAAUCUAUCUAUAAACUGAUGGUAGGGCUCCGAAUGCUGUUGCUUAAUAUUAACAAAGGAGCUCAGCGGUUGCCCUGAGACAGGGACUUUCUAUUCCCCUUUAAAGCUGCUAAAUGUAUAUGGCAGUGUUCUGCUAAUGCUUCCUCCCACCCCUCCUCCGCCAUGUGCUCCCCACACCCUCCCCAGAACUGCUCCAGAGAAUUGAGGGAACACAUUGAACAGAAUUUGGGGCAUGUGAGGAGAGAAGAGAAACAUCAGCCUACGGGUAUCUAAAUGGAGUUCCAUGUGCUGAGGCUGUGUACCUAUGAAUUUCAGAUGAUGGAGACAAAUAGGGAAGACCAUCAUUGCUAUGAAAUGUUCAAUUUGGCCUGCUGGAAACAGAAUGCUUGUCAAGAUGGACUUUGGGUUUGCUCCAGGAAGUUUGUUUUUAUAUAUUGCCUAUCCUUCUGUGGAAUCUGUUCCUUUGGGUCAUUUUGAAACAGAUCCAAGUUUAGAAAACCCAAGUAUCUGUUUUACAGCAUACUUUCCUUUCCAGAUCACAGUAAGAGUUUUUUGUUUGCUUUUCUUUAAAACCUGAGGAGAUGAGGAGUAGCCUUUGCAAGAGAAAAGGUCGAAGUGAACACAGUGAACUGGGGCUUUUUAAUUCUGGGUCUCACAACAGUUGAUGAUGUUGGUUACUCAUUAUCUCCUCCUUUUCAUCUCUAGAGAAAGGGGUGGUUUUUGGAGCUCCACUGACUGAAGAAGGUAUUGCUCAAAUAUCUCAACUGAUAGAGUAUCUGCAUAAGAGUAAGUGGUUUGUGGUUUCCUUUCUAUCUUGUUUAGUCAAGGAUAGUGGACUGGUCUGGGGGCACAGAUUUAACUCACUUCUGAGCUGAAGAAGUCCUAGGAGCUAUGUGAUUCUAGACACUAACCUUUUCCUGCCCCCCCCAUAUCAAAUGUUUAGUGAUUUUUUUGUACUAGACCUCUGUAGGAUGUUCACAUAAUGUGGCAGGAAGAUAAGGAAAGUAUAAAAGGUUAAGAAGCUUUGUCAAUAUCCUAGAAGAGGACAACAUUUUAUCUAACAUAUUCUUGAUACGCCUUUUGUCUUUCUUCUCAUGGUGCAGAUCUGCGGGUUGAAGGCUUGUUCCGAGUGCCAGGAAACAGUACCAGGCAGCAGAACCUGAAAGAAGCCUUGAACAGUGGGACAGAAAUUGACUUGGAUUCAGGGGAGUUUCACUCCAAUGAUGUGGCCACUCUGCUGAAGAUGUUCUUGGGAGAAUUACCAGAGCCUUUGUUGACCCAUAAACAUUUCCAUGCACACCUCAAAAUUUCAGGUGAGUCAGCCUUGGAGGGAAGUGGGAACCAGCCCACAGGUUGUUAGCAUCAAUAAUUUGGGGUUUGCCUUGUUCAGUGCUAAAGCUGUUGGGUUAGGAUCAGAGAAAGGCCUACUUUCUCUGCCCAUGUCAUAAUAGGAAUAUAUAAGCAUGAAACCUUUGGGAUUUCUGAUUUAUGCUGAGGAAAAGAAGAGUGCAAAGGAGUGUGAUGGCAAGUUGGGAAUGGGCAGUUGAUAAAAUAGUGUAUAGUUUCCUGAAAUGUGUGUGCAGCUGAAGUUUCUUGAGAUGUUUUCCUGUUAAUAGAUCUGAUGCAGUUUGAUGACAAGGGCAACAAGACCAACAUACCUGAUAAGCAGCGUCAGAUUGAAGCACUGCAGCUCCUCUUCUUGAUCCUGCCAGCCCCCAAUCGCAGCCUGCUCAAAUUGCUGUUGGAUCUGCUUUAUCAGACAGCCAAAAAGCAGGACAGGAACAAGAUGUCAGCUCAUAACCUGGCUCUUAUGUUUUCACCUCACAUUUUGUGGCCUCGAAAUGUAAGUGGUGUUAGAUUUUUAGGCAGCAGUACAAAAAACCAGGCUGGGAAGGAGUUCAUCUGUCCUAUCCCAGCUUGGCUGCUGUGUCCUAACUCCUGAAAAUACACCUACCUGUACCAGGGAGCUUGCAUCUUACUUACACUCUCCUAACGAUUCUGCUUUGGUGUUUCCCACUGUUGCCAGGUGACUGCCAGUGACCUACAGGAAAACAUUCCCAAGCUAAAUAACGGGAUGGCUUUUAUGAUCAAGCACUCACAGAAGCUCUUCAAGGUAGGUGCUUCAAAAGGAAGGGACAAUCUCUAUCUCUCUUUCAGUAUCUGCUUAGCAAAUGUCUCAGGCUGUCCCCUCCUGGGGGAAAAUAUGUUCUGUGCACAGUCCUGACACUGUCAAGCCUGACAUCUUUUUAUCUAUUACUUCCUUGGAGGUGCUGUGUACUGUGCCUGCUCCCUUUGCUGGGUAGAUCACAAGUGGCACUGAUAUGUGAAAACAAGGCCUCCUAUUCUAAAUGGCAGGAUAUCCUGCACAUGUGAGUGUCCUUGUAGUUACCAUACCAAACUCUGCCUUAACCAGGCAGUGCCCCUUUCCUGAUCAGUUACUAUCAUGGCCUCUGAGGCUGCUCUCUGGGUCCUCAUCUGUCCCUCUUUGCCAUUUAGCUUAAUAAAUAUCCCUAUUAAUGGCUAAAAUCUCUAGAAAACUAGGCAGGUUCACAUUUAAUUGUCAAAAAGUAAGACUCCUAAAGCAUCUGGUAGCAUGCAACAUAUCUGAGAUGAUAAAGGACUGAAUGUUUGCCCUGGGUGACCCUCCUACCUAUAAAGGAAGCAUGCUUCAGAAGAUUUUGCAUGGAUUUCAUUCAAAGAUGAAGUUGCUGGUCUGGCGGGGUGAGUGCUUGGAGCAACUGCUAUAGGAUGGAACCUCAGAGUUAGGGAGACUUUAGCUUAAUUGUGUCUGACUCCUUCUGUUUCACUCUCCUUCCAAGGCUCCCUCAUAUAUCCGGGAAUGUGCAAGGCUGCAUUACUUGGACUCCAGAACACAUGCCUCAAAGGUAAGAGCAGUCCAUGACAUUGGUCAUGAAAGGGAGCACCCAACAUGGGCACCAGCAGGUCAGCAAACUGAUGACUAAAACAGUCUAGUUCAUGAGAAUUUCCAAUAAGGGAUUCUUUGGGGGAAAUCUAUUCCUUAGGAAGGCAGAAAAGAUGUAGUUAGACCCCAGUUUUGCCACUUGGACUGCUACAUAUCCCCUCUAAUAAAAUGUGUUCGUUAAGCUAAAAUUCUAGAGAACGGAACAAAUUCUCAUUUAACUAUCAAAAACAGGACAACAUUUAGUAUAGCAUAUGCAUAUUUUGGGGAGAGAGGAAAAGAUUGGGCCCUCAGCUGUUCACCCAGGUCUGACUUUGCUACUGGUUAUGAAGCUCAGACUACCUUUAUUAGUGUGAUGAAAGGCAAGAUAGCUAUCAUUGGGAGUGGGGUGCUGAUGGUCUUUAUAGGACAAAACAGCCUGAAGUGCAGAGUGUUCUUUUGAAUUUUUGCAGGAUGACUUGGACUUGCCUGUGCCCCGAAAUUUCAAAGACUUCCAGCUUCGGAAAUUCAAGAAGCGAGGACUGGUGGAUCCCUCUGCCCACCAAGAAGACACCCAGCAACAUACAGAAGAAGCACUGAAAGAGCUCUUCCACCAUGUUCAUAAUAUGCCAGACUCUGCCAAGAAAAAGAAGCUCAUUCAACAGGUAGAAGGGAGACUUGGGUAAUUGACUGGAGCAAAGAGGCAUGAAUGGGGCUUUGUGCUUGGAAUGGGAACCAGGAUCAAUCUUUGGGACAGGUGGGCAAUGCUGCAGAACUAAUCAUGCUAUAAAGUGUGUGUUCUAGUUUCAGAAGCACCCUGAAGCUCUCACGCCUCAGGCAGGUGUACCCACACCCCGGACCCAGAAGCGGGCUCGCACUCGUUCCUUCAGUGGCUUAAUCAAGGUAUGGCUCUUUCUACCAUUAACAAUAACUUCAGCUGCAGUGGUGCUGCUCAAGUUACUUCUCGCUGGUGUACAUAUCGGGCAUAUUGUCUGCUGUCCAGAUGCAUAAGCUUUCUGAUGGUAUGGGGUGUACAUAUUCAGGCUUCCAUAAAUAAGCCCUAUUCUGUUCUGUUGCCUUUUUCUUUCUGUUCCCCAGUCACAAUCCCAGUGUUUUCCUUUUCUUCAUGCAGCGUAAGGUGCUGGGGAGUCAAGGGUCUUUGGAUAAAAAAGGGAAGGAUGCAGUUUUGGAAUCAGCAGGCAUGAAAGAGCAGAAGCACGGCAGCAAGGAGAAUGUUAGCAUGGUAAGGCCAGCUGGAAGAACAAUCACUGUGCACUCAUAAUGGGGUUGGUUCAUGAAGGGGGUUGCUGCUAGCUAUUGCCUGCAUUUCAUAUCUGUCUGCACUGAUGUGGCGCCCUAAAUUAUCCUGAGUACAACAGGAAGUCUGGGAAUAAGCCUAGAGCUCUAGAUGCAUCACUCACAUGACUAACGGAGCAGCCCUAAGCUGUGUUGGUGCUGGGGCCUGGAAUAUGCCACUGCUAUGUGACUGGAAUGGCUACUAAAUGCAGUACCUGCUCAGCCCUGGACAUGAGUGGGGAAUGGAGGGAAGACACACCAGCCAUGACCCCAACUUCCUUGGAAACACUGCUAUUGUCCACCAGUUUCAGAAUGUAGUAGAAAUGAUACCUCCCACUCUGCCCAGAAAAAAGGGAGCCAAACCACACUGGCUGGCUUGUGAGUGGAGCCAUGCUAGCUACCACCAUGCUUCCUCAAUACACAGCAUCCCAACAUGUGAGCCUCAGUAGCGCGGCUCCCAAGAGGCCCCAGGCAGCCUUGUAGGAAGGGAUCCAGCACCUCAAAUACCCCACCCCACAUAGUUGCACACCAGCCUCAGAUCCCUGGCAGCCCAUAGAACCAACCACCCUGUGCCUGAUGGCGUCUGCUUUCUGGGUAGCAUCCCAUCCCUCACUGACUGCCUCAUAUCCCCUGGCAGCAACACUCAGCCCCCUGGUGCAUUCUCAGUAACCCAUCUGUGGAGCCAGAGGAAACAGGAAGUGGGGGAACCCAAGUCACAUCCAACCUCCCUACCACCCUCCUUCCAAGAGUUGCAUCCUAAAGCCACUUGAACCUGAUUCAACACUUAUGGAACAUUGAUUUUUUUUAUUGAAUGGCACCUGAUAGAGUGGAUCUGAAAAGAUAAAGAGGCAUGUACAUGGUUACUGACCAAUCAUCCCAGCAGAGUUUUUGUGCUGAGUGGCUAACCCUACAGAGGAGCAACUGGAAGGGAAAUUUUCUGUGCCAUGUUUGGUAUAAAGAUUUACUGUUGAUGUUGACAUGGAUGUGUAUUGAAGGGGUACGGGAUCCAGCAUAAGUGCUGCUUGUCUCUGUUGCCUAUAGCUGUGACGCUUUCCAGAUACGUAUGUCACUGGCUGAGCGUUCUGCCAGCAUAUCUGUUAUGGCAGUGACACAUGUGGCAUUCUUCCAGUGCAGCAGGGUUUCCACUGAAUCCUGUAACCCCUGAUCCAGUGUAGGAGGGAGCCCUAAGCCCAUCUGCCCUGCUGCUCUUAGGUAGUUGAACUCUUUCUUUCCCAGUGUAACAAAAGGCUGGUUUUUUCCUUUCCAAAUUUGGGGAAUUGAACUUGAUGCCUCUGCUCCUAUUGGCUGAUGGCCAUUUUUGCAUUUGGAUGCUCCUUCCUUCUGAAUUAAGGCUCCAUAUUUUUUUCUGGAGCAGCUUAAUUUCGAGAAGUUUGGCAGACAAGUGUGUGACACGGCAGGCUAGUAAAUCUAUGCAGCAUGAGUAAGAUCAUGUUAGAAGUUGACUUGAAUUUAGGUAGGCCAGUUGCUGGCAACUGAACCAUCCUAUCUUAGAGAGUGACAGCAAGGUUCAGAGGUUAGAGUUUUCUCAUCUUCCCUAGUUACAGAAACCUGCUUCCUCUCCAGCCAUCAAUGUGAUCUGAGCAAGUCUUAGGUCCCCUGAGGACAGGAAAGGGGAGUUCAAUUCUGUAUGUAUACAUUACCAUGUAUAAGCAGCAGCAGCUUGCAAUCUCAUGUUCUCCUUUUUGGUAUGAAGCCUAUGGACUUACAGAACUGCCUUUUGGAAUAAUAGAAUCAUAGAAUUGUAGAGUGGGAAGGAAUCCUAAGGGUCAUCUGGUCCAGCUCCAUACAAUGCAGGCAUCCUGCCCACAGCCACCCCUGGGUGGGUCUGAACCAUCAACCUCUGGUUAACAUCCAGACACAUUGACCCAUUGCACCACAGAGGCUGCAAAGAUUCUUUUUAAGUGUGUGAUGUGUGUCUGUAGCUUGAUGCCUAAACUCAUUGCCAAGAAUUGACCAAGAAGCUGCUGUCAGGAUGGUUAACUUUUAUCUGACAGAUAAAACUAGUGAAUAGAUUUAAAGUGUUAAUGUUAGUCCUCAAACUGCCUUGAGUAGGCUAUUUCUGUUGGCAGCAUCCGUGAAUGAAAGGAAGAUGUGCAGAGAAGCAACCAAGCUAGAAGAGUGGGUUAAAAUGGUCCUUAGCCUUAAAUCUGCUCUUCUCAACAGGAAGUAGAGGUGUAAUGUGGUGAAAUGUUUCCGUGGCUUCCUAUCCUUUCCUAAUGCUUGCAAGCACAGCUCAGUACAAAUGUACUAAUUAUUCUCCUUCUGGUACAGGACUCCCGUAAAUAUACUCGAUUCCAUGGUUCCUCGACAAAGGAGUCUUCCAUUUGAAGAUCCACUCAAUGGUCGGUCUCUCUCUUUAUAUCAAUAUAUAUCUACACACAGCAAAGACUUGCAGCUCUGUGGAUAAUGUCUGCUACUCCCAAGCUGUGAGUCAGGACUCGCUUAUCCCUCUAACCUCACUUAUUGGAGCCUGGCCUACAACUGUGUGUCUGCCAGAAUAACAGACUCUUCCACUGAACAUGAGGAAACCACUAUUCAACCACUUGUCUAGCCUGGGAAUGGACUGGACAGUAUCUGCAGUAUAGCCUCUCUUUGGAGAGGUUGCUUUGUAUGCCUUGUUCUCUGAGCUGUCCAUCUUUCUAACAGUUCUUUGGGACUUGGCUUACACUGUCCUGUUUUGUGGCUGGUGUUUGUUUGUUUGUUUUUUGAUUUUGGCUUUUAGUGUGUACGCACACUGUUUCUUUUACCCCUGCAAUUCCCAUUAGCAUCCACAGUAGAGUCAAGCUUUCAGAUCCCCUUGGCAGCUAGGCUCAUCUUGGCCUCUCUUUGUAUGGAAGUCUCUCUGUUGUGGUUACUGAUGGGAUUUGAGAAGUAGCUGUGCUCUUAGCUGCCUCUCCCAGAUUGCAGGGAUCUCCCUCAGGCCUGUGGCUCAUCUGUCACAAAUCCCAGCGUCGGACGUAUCCGAACUUGGACAUCUUAAACCAGGGAUGCGGGGAGCCUGUGGCACUCCAGAUGUUGUUGGAUUCAGUCUCCAGUUAGCCCAGCCAGCAUGUCCUAUUAUUGGGGAUGAUUGGGAAUUGUAGUCCAGCAAUAUCCCUCAUUUAAGAGCAGCGGUAGCAGGAAAUAAUUUCUGCAAACUGCCCCUUUAAAAAAAUAGAGCCCAAGGGCUCCUUGGCUGAAUGCUAGCAUGUCUGGUGAAUCACCUGCAAUGUGAUUACAUCUUUCUCCCCUCAAAAGGCCGCCAGUUCUGUUGCCACAGACACUUGCCUUCCGCCUGCUACGAUUAUUCUUCCAUCAGCGCUGAUUGCCAAGACAGCGUUUUGGCUGAGGCUCUGCCUGAUGGAGUCUGUUUCACUGCCCCCUACCUGUCACAUUCCCAUUGUCUGUGGCCCAGGCUCUGAUCUACGUUGCUCAGGCAGGACAGGGGGCUGACAGUUUAAUGACUAACAAUCUGCUGAAAAUGCACUGAAAGAGAGGAACUUGCAAAUACAGAAGGCUAACUGACUUGCUCCCUGGAGAGGAGGAGAGGCUGUCAAGAUGAAUAAAAGAAAUGUUCCUGUUUCCUUCCGUCAACGAGAAGAGGGCAGGUGGGAGGGUGGUGCAAUGCUAUAGCAAUACUGCUAUUUGCAGCUCUGUAUUUGCUAAGCUUUCCCCUGCACCUAAAGGAACAAGUGUCUGUCUGGGUCAGGUGUGGUGAACCUGUGGCCCUCCAAGUUGUGUUGGACAAAACGCCUAUCAAAACUCCCACCUAUUACCAGUACACUGUCAUCAGCACCAGCUAAUGUGGCUGAGUUGAACAACAUCUGGAGGGUCACUUACUAUUCCUGAUAACUGGCUUCUGCCUUAGUCUCAGAGAGAUUUGGUUCAAAGGCUUUUGCAAAGGCACUGUAUAUUUGAAUUUCCUAAAUAUGAGAGGAUUGAGCUUCUUUUUAUUCUAAAAACAGUCCUAAAUCCGUGUCAGGGACCCUGUCAAAUGGUCUUCUGAUGUGUAGAGAUGUAUACACCCCUGUUAAAGCAGGGAUGGGGAACCUGUGGCCUUCCAGGUGUUGUUCAACUCAACCUCUUGUCACCCACAACAAGUAGCCAUAUGGUCUGGAGCUGAUAAAGAGUUUGGGGUCCGACCACACCCAGAGACUCACAGGUUAGCUGCUUCUAUGUUCCUCAUCUCCCCAACCCCCAAGCUGGUAUGUAGCUUCAGCCAAAGAAGCAGAAAGCUGCUAACACUUGGGAGGUCAUAGGCAAGACUGAAAAGUGCCAAAAAAAAAAAAAAAAAGUCAGGGGAAGCAAUCAUAGUGGGCAAAACCAGUUUCAGCUACUCUAGAUCUUAAGCUUGGGUCAUUCAGAUCUUAGCAGCAAUGUAGGUGAAAGCAGGACUGCCCCAAUUGUUGCGUCAGUGUUGCUUGUGCAGGUUCUCUGACUGCCCCCAUUGUUUUUCAUGUUUUACUGUUCUCUUAACUUAUCCUUGUGUGGACAACCUUUACUUAUUUAUGCAAUGUAGUAAUGUAAGUAAAAUAAUAUGUUUCUUGUGGUGUAUUGCCCUCUGUUAAUGUGAAAAUCCUACAUUAAAUACUGGUGGUUAUUGGUGCCUUCUUAACAGGC